Molecule: messenger RNA, 708 nt
Organism: Fomitopsis serialis
Lineage: Eukaryota; Fungi; Basidiomycota; Agaricomycetes; Polyporales; Fomitopsidaceae
Exons: 10
Coding region: 111-641 (176 amino acids)
Source: RefSeq, a predicted model, not a curated record
AGGUCGCUCAAGACGUCUGGACGUUUUCGCGGUCCUUCACCCGGCUUGCAAUCGUGCCAGUGGGAGGGCGAUCGACUGCAGUCAAGUUAUCCAAUGGCGAUGUGUGGGUAAUGGCCUCGACACCUCUGACGACUGAGACCAAAGCCAAAGCCAACGGAAUUGGCCUGGUCAGAUUCGUGGGUAUUCAGGAAUCGUGGAUCGUUGGAGCUGACGCGGUGCACCACAUGUUCCUCGCCAAGCUGGUCGCAGUUGACGAGGCGGUGAAACAGAAGGCUAAGCAAAACCUUGAGUUCCGCGGAGUCUGGGGCUCGGACCCUCGAGAAGCUCAAUAUGGCUUUGAAAGCGAUAGUUAUUCUCGCGAUGAUGCCUACAUAAUGACCAUACACAGCUUUUUCUCUGGAUUCGCUAACCGCGACACAGCCUUCCUCCAUCCCGCCUCGAAGACGCUGAUAUAUUCGAAGACAUCGUCAUCGGGCAAGGUCCCCAUCCUCGGGACUCUUGACCCCUACAUGGACAUCCACAAGCGUUAUGCCUGGUAUAUGAGCGUGGACAAAAAGGACACUGUUGCGAGCUCGGACUUCGGCCGUAUCAUACCUCGCCAUGACGUAUAUAUUAUCGAGAAGGAUGGCCACAAAACCUAGUCGAUGCGGACAAGAAGGCUUGAGGUGUAUGUUGUAUGUUUGCCUCCCCGCUUUGUUCGGUUUCUAA